AUGGAAGGACUCAUGAAGAAGUAUGGGAUCAUACACAAAGUAGCCACAACCUAUCACCCACAAACGAACAGCCAAGACGAGGUCUCCAAUUGGGAGAUGAAGCGCAUAUUGGAAAAGAUUGUAAAGCCUAAUAGAAAAGAUUGGAGUGCUAAGCUUACUGAUGUGCUUUGGGCCUACCAAACGGCGUACAAGACGCUAAUUGGCAUGAGCCCCUUUCGGUUGGUAUAUGGAAAAGCUUGCCACUUACCGGUGGAGGUAGAGCAUAAAGCAUAUUGGGCUGUCACGGAGUGCAAUCUAAGUUUGCCAGGGGGCGAAAUUGAGAGAAAGCUACAAUUAGUGGAAUUGGAGUGUUUGAGAUUAGAAGACUAUGAGAACUCUAGACUCUACAAGGAGAGGAUGAAAGCCGUGCAUGAUAAGAACAUAAGAAGAGGAGAAUUUAGAGCCGGCGAUCUAGUCCAUCUCUAUAAUUCAUGA
Molecule: messenger RNA, 474 nt
Organism: Arachis ipaensis
Lineage: Eukaryota; Viridiplantae; Streptophyta; Magnoliopsida; Fabales; Fabaceae
Source: RefSeq, a predicted model, not a curated record